UUCGUAUGUUCUUUGUUGGCGCCGCACUUCCUUGUCAAUUUGCAAUCCGUAUGCUAGCAUUUUUGAUUUUCGGAUGGUUUACCUGUCAGGUUAAUUCUGGAGUUAUCGGUUAUUUAUGUUUACUAUUUUUUGUAACAAACGUUGUUAGCGUCCAUGAAAAUGUUGAUCCCAGUUGUAACGAAAUUCGUUUCAAGCUCCUCUACCGUGGUUGCUCGUCCAUUCCGCUCGCCUCUUGCUCAGUGCCAGUGGAUGGCUGUUUCACGGACGCUUCACAGCGAUCGCCUGGUUAUGCUCAAUAAUAGCCUUCGGACCAGGAAACAUGCUGCAAGCAUCAUUCGUGCAGCGGGAUCUAUGAUAGCCGUGGGCUUAUUGUACCGUUGGUAUUCAUGGAAGAGUGCGUCAGCCCAGAGCCAUGCUGGUUCGAGGAAGAGUUUCACGGGAAGCCCCAUAUUGCGCCAGGUCUAUGCCGAGGAGGCCGUCCAGCCGAUGCCGCUGGUUCCACGCAGCCGCUCUCUCAACUUUGUUGCCGAUCUUGUGGAUACCAUUACGCCGGCCGUUGUUUCCGUUCUGGUGCAGUGCAGUCACCAUAUGCAUCCGGGAAUGCUUUACUUAAGCCAAGGAUCGGGAUUUGUGGUUCGCGAAAAUGGUCUGAUUUUGACGAAUGCGCACGUUGUGGCCAAUCAAGUGCGCGUGGAAGUAAAAUUCAGCGAUGGUCGACGACUGCCCGGCCGUGUUCUGUACGCGGACGGUGUAUCCGAUCUGGCGGCUAUCAAAGUGGAAGCAACAAACUUGCCGUGUCUGCGGCUGGGCUCCGUGACGAAACCGCGAGUUGGCGAAUGGGUUGUCGCCGUGGGCAGUCCGCACAGUCUGGCCAACACGGUGACCACGGGAGUGGUCAGUGCAUUCCGGGUCGGCGCUGAAUUAGGGAUGCAGGGACAGGUGGAGAAGAGCAUCAACUACAUUCAGACGGAUGCUGCCAUCACGGUCGGCAAUUCAGGAGGACCGCUUCUUAACCUGGAUGGGGACGUCAUCGGGAUCAACGCCAGGAAGGUCAAAAGUCUCGGAAUUGCCUUUGCUAUUCCUUCGGAUCAAGCCAAAAGUUUUUUGGACAAAAUUGAUUCAUUAGAACAGAGUAACCUACAGGCGAAGCUGCCCAGUCCAUCGGAUCCCGUUGGCCCCCAGAGCAAAGUGAUAGGGGUCACGUUGUUGACGAUGGAACCGACUUUGUCGCCGGAUGUGGUCAUGGCUAUGGUCCAGCGUUCUGGCGGCUCCCUAGAGGCCCCGAAUGGCGUUGUGAUUGUUUACCAGAUUAUGCCUGAAUCUCCGGCUGCAAAAGCUGGCUUGCGCCAGGGUGACCAGAUAAUAAGUGUCAACGGGAAGAGUGUUGGUUCUGCCAAAGAGGUCUUCGACAUGGUCGACCAGGAGGCUGUGCUGGUGAUAGAAAUCAACCGAAAUGGGCUCCGAACGUUAGCGCGUUUGGAACCGGAAUUAGUGCAGCUGGCUGCAGACACGAGUGCACCUCCGUUGAAGGAAAUUCCUGUGGAGAUUCAGUAAUUAUCCUUCCAUGGCCUUUGUGCUUACAGUUUGUUAGUUUCCUGCUAGUUUGUUUUUUUUUUAAUUGUUGGUCUCUGACUCUGUUUUUGCUUCCGCUAAAAAUGUAGGAGGGCAAUACUUAUCUGUAUAGACAAAAAGUUUUUUAAUAAAACUGACGAAAUG
Molecule: messenger RNA, 1716 nt
Organism: Paramacrobiotus metropolitanus
Lineage: Eukaryota; Metazoa; Tardigrada; Eutardigrada; Parachela; Macrobiotidae
Product: serine protease HTRA2, mitochondrial-like
Exons: 9
Coding region: 154-1554 (466 amino acids)
Biological process (GO): positive regulation of apoptotic process; proteolysis; programmed cell death
Molecular function (GO): serine-type endopeptidase activity; protein binding
Source: RefSeq, a predicted model, not a curated record